CUGCACCAGCACCACGAUGAGUGACUAUGUUCCCUCCAUACAGGACCUUCGUGUGAAGCUUUGCUAUAUUUGUAGAGAAGAGGAACUUUUUGACAAACCGGAAAUUCCGCCACGGAUCUGGAUACAUCCAUGCAAAUGCGCGCUCGUUGCUCAUGAAGCGUGUCUGCUGAAAUGGAUACAGACGGCACAGGCCACGUCGGCGGAGGCUGGGGAGAGAGCCAUGACAUGCCCUCAGUGCAGAACGCCAUACGAAAUUGAGAGCCGGAAUCCGAGACUCUUGAGGAUCCUUUCGUGGUGCAGUCGACAGCUGCCGACGUUGGGAAGGGUAUGUCUCUGGACAGGUUUCGCUGGAUUUUUGGUGUCCAUGCAGGCUGGGAUAUACGUUCUUCUCACUGGAUACGGUGCUCAUGCAAUCCAGCAAUUCUUUGGACAAGAGAUGUACGACUUUGUGCUCACCGACGACCCGUCCAACUGGCCAAUAAUGGCAUACAUUCAGCUCCCUCUCAUCCCCAUUAGCCUUGUCGUCUCUCGAUAUGCCCACGUUUCCCCAAUCAUGCCCACCAUCAUCGCGUGCUUUUCUCUCAUGCCCCGAGGCAUCUUUGCUCUGAUCCACCAUAACAAUUACGCGAACAACAUACGCAUCGAGUCAUCCUUGUGGCCACCAUCUCCAUACGCAUUCGCUUGCGUUAUCCUCCCCACUACCAACGCUAUAUAUCGCGCUUGCUUCGCGAGGCUCUCAUACAAAAUCCUUGGUACGAGGGAUCCGACAGAAUACGAGGAUAACCUCCGGUUCGUAUUCAAUGCUGACGACGAGCAGCGGGAUCAAGAAGGCGAACGACCGCCUGCACCAGCAGAAGAACAGGCGGUAGAGCCUAAUCUUCCUGCUGUUGUUCCUGCUCCCCCGGCCAAUGGCGAUGCCGUCGGUCAGCAGCUGGCUGAUAUCACCAUUGAGAUCAAGUCUCCCAGCCGCAUUGGUCGUAGAAUCGGGGGUGCUCUUCUUCUACCGACGAUUGCAAACAGGAUGGGCUCCUUGCUUUUGAUGCUCUCAAAGCAUUCGUUGUACAUGCGCAAGUUCCUUGGCGUGCGUCCGCCAUGGCAGAGUCAGGUUCCCUUCCCUGUAGCGUGGCUCAAGACCAAUGCUCAGGGCAAGCCUGUCGUCCCCUGGGGUCUGGUUUUGCGUGCUUUCUGGGGUGGCGUCAGUCCUUGGGCGGAGCUCGAUCCCGUCUGGUGGCGUAACUCGAUUGGGUUUGGAAUCUUCAUUGUGGCCAAAGAUUGUAUGAAACUUCUUUAUCGCUGGUUGGUGAAGAGAGAGAAGGAGACGCGAAGAGUGAAGGAUCGACCGUUCUCGGAGGUGGAUGUAUCAAAUCUGGAUCUUAUCAAGGCGGGGGAUGGGCAGGCAUAGUUCUUUUACUUUUGAAUAUCGGUGAUGUUAACCCUGAAUGUUACUACCCUUCUCUCUACUCUGAGAUCAAUGCUGUGACAUGAUGACGGGAGCACUGCCUACUUAUUUAAACUCUUACCACAUUCUUCCAUGGAUUUUCGCUUCGUUGACCUUGUCCUCGCCACAAAAUUUACUGAGGACUGGAUAUGAUUUUUCCGGGAACGACCAACACGAAUGCUCACAGGAGCCUUCACACCACCAAGACAUGAUGACGGGGAAUAGAGGGUUGUGCAAAGUUGGAUGAGGCUUGUGGUUUAGUUGAACGCUUGCGUGCGCAAAGUCUGGGUGGCCUGUGGACAGAUGAAGCUAGGAUAGUCAUC
Messenger RNA from Guyanagaster necrorhizus, 1761 nucleotides. RefSeq lists its product as uncharacterized. The transcript has 5 exons. Gene Ontology annotation, molecular function: zinc ion binding. Bases 17 to 1402 code for a protein of 461 amino acids. The record is from RefSeq and is a predicted model, not a curated record. NCBI's taxonomy places the organism in Eukaryota, Fungi, Basidiomycota, Agaricomycetes, Agaricales, Physalacriaceae.